This is a messenger RNA of Metarhizium album ARSEF 1941, 789 nucleotides long. Its product is annotated as RNA cap guanine-N2 methyltransferase. The coding region runs from base 1 to 789 and encodes 262 amino acids. The transcript has 3 exons. Gene Ontology annotation, cellular component: nucleus. The record is from RefSeq and is a predicted model, not a curated record. NCBI's taxonomy places the organism in Eukaryota, Fungi, Ascomycota, Sordariomycetes, Hypocreales, Clavicipitaceae. Gene Ontology annotation, molecular function: RNA cap trimethylguanosine synthase activity. Gene Ontology annotation, biological process: 7-methylguanosine cap hypermethylation; 7-methylguanosine RNA capping.
AUGUCCUCAGCCAAGGUCCCCGAAAUUGCCACAGGCUACGCCUUGGAGCCGGCAGACAAAUUUCCCCUUACUGACGAAUGUAAACACUACGAAGGCAGACAUCAAGUGCCGUGGGAUAUACAAAAGUCCAAGCCCGCUCACCACACCGCAUACUCCAUAUUUUCCUGGUACGACGAAGGCGUGUACCUCACAGAUGACGCCUGGUUCGGCGUCACACCAGAGCCAGUAGCCAAGGAAAUGUGCGCCACAGACGCUUCAAGGGACACCCUCAUAGACGCCUUUGCUGGUGCCGGAGGCAAUACCAUCGCCUUUGCACUCACAGGCCGCUGGAAGCGGAUCAUUGCCAUUGAACGCGACGCCUCAACCCUGGCUUGUGGCCAGAACAACGCAGAGCUCUACGAGGUAGACCCUUCAAUCGUCACGUGGAUUCACGCAGAUAGCUUUCAGUACCUGGAGCUUUUGCACAACCGGCCCGAGGAACUUCAUCCAGACGCGAGGGUCGACGUGAGCAAGACGGUGGUGUUUUCGAGUCCGCCGUGGGGAGGCCCGGGGUACAGGACGGAUGAGGUGUUUGACCUGAGCAACAUGCAGCCCUACAACCUGGAUAUGUUGCAUUCGGCAUACAGCAGCAUGGACCACGUGUUGUAUCUGCCGCGGACGAGCGACAUUCGGCAGAUUGCAAAGUUGGCGCCAGAGGACAGGAAGGUGGACGCUGUGCAGUACUGCAUGGAGGGCGCCAGCAAGGCUUUGGUGGCGUACAUUCCCAGGUGCAAAGCUAGAGGAUCAUGA